Molecule: messenger RNA, 2087 nt
Organism: Stomoxys calcitrans (stable fly)
Lineage: Eukaryota; Metazoa; Arthropoda; Insecta; Diptera; Muscidae
Gene: PIG-Wa
Exons: 2
Coding region: 244-1878 (544 amino acids)
Biological process (GO): protein localization to plasma membrane; GPI anchor biosynthetic process
Cellular component (GO): membrane; endoplasmic reticulum
Molecular function (GO): glucosaminyl-phosphatidylinositol O-acyltransferase activity
Source: RefSeq, a predicted model, not a curated record
CAAGUAGUCGUCGUUUUCGUUUUUGGCCGCAAUACUAGGCAUACGGAAAUUAUCGGUCUAAAAUAAAUUGAUAAAAUACUUAUCAAUAGCGGCUAAUACAAAAAAUAUUGAUUAAAUUGCUCAAUAUUUCUCUCGUAGCAGCGUUUUUGGGUAUUAAGACUAACAAACAAAGUUGUUAACUGUUCUUUGGAUUGCUGCUGCUGCUGCUGCUCCUCCCACUCCUCAGAAAGCUGCAAUCUUAUCAUGAAUGCCAUUAACAACUGUGCGGGCAUGGGCUGUCAAAGCCAUCAACAAUAUGAGUACUACUCGUCGUCGUACUGCAAUGCCCAAACUGAAAAAUUUAAAUGCCUAUCAUUUUCCAAACAAUUGCUGGCAUGUAGACUUCAAGAGGAUCCGUCGAGUUUAUUUACGGAACAUUGCCCCGCCGGAAAGGUAGACGACAAUAGACGAAUGGAUACCUAUGACAAGCAUUCGGAGGAAACGCUUAUACGAAUAUGGCAUAUACAAUGUACCAUAAUAAUGACGUUGAUAGCCAUAGCCACGGCGCGGGUGGCAGGUAAAUUAUUGCCAAAUGGUCAGCGGGAAUGUAAAUCAUGGCUCCAGGUGUUUGCUGUUGAAUUUGUGAUGAUCUCAUUGCCUGCGGUUGUUAGUGUAAAUAUAGCCAACAAAUAUGUGGAAUAUAUAUUGGCAGUGGCCAUUGCUGUUUUGGCCUUUGUCAGUUGGCGCUCAAAAUGUCUUCCCCGUGCCGCGCAGAGAGAAUUUGAAUUUGGACGCCGUCCUUCUCUAUUUACCUUAUUACGAUCAACUAUAAGUCUUUUGACUGUUUUGUGCAUAUUGGCCAUUGAUUUUGCAAGCUUUCCCAGGAAAUUUCGUAAAAGCAGACGUUAUGGUGCCGGUCUCAUGGAUGUAGGCAUUGGCCUAUUUGUUUUCUCCAUGGCUUUAGUGUCACCAAGGGCAAAGCGUUUGGCGGAUUUGCGGAAACAGUUCUUCCCCGUUGGUUGUAUGUUGGCCUUGGGUCUGGCGCGUACCAUUGUUAUAACCAGCAUUGAUUAUCAUCAGGAUGAGCAUGAAUAUGGCAAACAUUUGAAUGCUUUCUUCACCUUGGGUUUGACGAAAAUGUUUGCAACUAUUUUCGGAUUAUUGGCGAGAAACGAUAAAUAUUUGUUCCCCAUGGGCAUUGUCAUUUUGGUGGUGCAUGAAAUCACUCUACAAUGUGGUCUCUCCGAAUAUGUCUUGGAUCCUGAUUUGCAACGUACCGAUUUGCUAAGUGCCAACCGCGAAGGACUUUGUUCUCUACCUGGUUUCAUAGCCCUCUUUAUACUUUCCCAAUAUUUUGGACAAUGGAUCAAAUCAAAGGAUAUUUUAAAUUAUGAGGAAAUUAAACAAAAGCUAAAGCAUUUAAUUAUUAUAAGCAUAGCACUGUGGCUCAUUGUCAUCUCAAGUACAUUGGCGAUAGGCAUGGCCAGGGUGACAUGUAAUUUCGCUUAUGUCACCUGGAUGUUGGCCAUAUCGGUGACCAUGUGUUCAUUGUAUUUAUUUGUAUUCGAUAUAGUUUUAGAUACCCUACUGCCAGUGGCCAGUAAGGAAAAUCGAAUAGCCAUGGUGGCAAACCAAAUUGAGGCUUCGACGGAAGGAACCCCACUUACCAAAAGUGUCAAUGCACUCGGGGAAACCAAGAUACCCACAUUUAUAGAGUCCAUAAAUUAUAAUGGCUUAUUGUAUUUCUUGCUGGGCAAUGUCUUAACCGGCAUGGUUAAUAUUUUCCUUGGCACUGAUGACAGAAGCGAUACCGAAAGUGUGCUAAUUUUAAUGGCAUACAUGCUGGUAACCGGCGGUGUCGUGAGUCUGCUAUAUCGCUACAAAAUAAGAAUAGCCUAAGGUAGAUAUGCCAAAAAAAAAACGGAAAUAUAUAUGAAAUGACAUGUACUUGUGAUAAUUUUUGUAUAUGUUUUUUAAUAUGGACCCUCUCCGCCUGCCUCUAGUCGAUAGCUGUAGUGAUAACUGUCCAACUAUUUAUUUAGUUUUAGAUAUGAUAAGAUAACUAGGCAAUGACCAAAACGUUUUUGUUUAUUUGUUAUAAAUAUAUG